Talaromyces rugulosus is the source of this 966-nucleotide messenger RNA. RefSeq lists its product as uncharacterized. The coding region runs from base 1 to 966 and encodes 321 amino acids. Gene Ontology annotation, biological process: proteolysis. The transcript has 4 exons. Gene Ontology annotation, molecular function: aminopeptidase activity. Lineage: Eukaryota; Fungi; Ascomycota; Eurotiomycetes; Eurotiales; Trichocomaceae. Gene Ontology annotation, cellular component: cytoplasm. The record is from RefSeq and is a predicted model, not a curated record.
AUGGCAAACCCACAGACCAGAUAUACCCAUUUGGACGCUUUUGAUACGGGCAGGCUCCCCGUUAGUGACAUCCACACUUUACACUACGAACAGUACGGCAAGCCCGAUGGCAAACCAGUCCUCUUCCUCCACGGCGGACCUGGCGGGCGUACCUCAAAAGCCAACACAGAAUUCUUCAACCCAGCCAUCUACCGUGUAAUCCUCUUUGACCAACGCGGCGCGGGCAAAUCAACACCCAUGGCUGAGCUCCGUGAGAACACCAGCCAGCAUCUAGUCUCCGACAUUGAAGUGCUACGCAAACACAUCUCAAUACCAAAAUGGCACCUCAUCUUCGGCGGGUCGUGGGGGUCGGCUCUCGCACUGUUGUAUGCGCAAGCAUAUCCCCACAUGGUCAGGACGCUGAUUCUACGGGGUAUAUUCACCUCCAGGCAGUGUGAGCUGGAGUUCUCACGUGGCACUUCUGGUGCCGCGCGGAUCUUUCCCGAGGCGUAUGAGGCAUUUGUCAACUAUCUUCCCGAGAAGAAUCGGUCGAGACCGAAGGAAGGGUACUAUCAGUUGCUUACCUCGGAAGAUCCUGCUACUAGACUUGAGGCGGCGAGGGAGUGGAAUCGCUGGGAUCUUAGCAUUGGGGCGUUGAUUCAGGAUCCGAAUGCAUUCUCUAAACUUGAAGAUGAGGAUUGGGUUUUGUCUCAUGCUCGGCUUGAGGCGCAUUAUUUUGUGAAUGGGGGCUUCUUGGAGGAGGGGCAGAUUUUGAAAGACGAGAAUUUGGAGAAGAUCAAACAUAUUCCCACUACUAUUGUUCAAGGGCGCUAUGACAUUGUUUGCGCGCCGCAGACGGCUUGGGAGUUACAUAAAGGCUUGCCGUGCUCUCGUUUGUUUUGGACUUCGGAUGCUGGUCAUAGUGCUGCUGAACCUGGUACGCAGGCUAAGCUGUUUGAGAUCUGUGAAGAGUAUGCUGGACUUUAA